This is a messenger RNA of Lingula anatina, 3543 nucleotides long. Its product is annotated as DNA replication licensing factor mcm2. Gene Ontology annotation, biological process: double-strand break repair via break-induced replication; DNA replication; mitotic DNA replication initiation. Gene Ontology annotation, molecular function: single-stranded DNA binding; 3'-5' DNA helicase activity; single-stranded DNA helicase activity. NCBI's taxonomy places the organism in Eukaryota, Metazoa, Brachiopoda, Lingulata, Lingulida, Lingulidae. Gene Ontology annotation, cellular component: MCM complex; nucleus. The record is from RefSeq and is a predicted model, not a curated record.
CUAUCCAGAAAUUGACCCCAUAUUUGACCUCCCUUUCCCGCGCUUUACGAUCACGUUGAUCAAAGAAGAAAACAUACACAAUGGCGGAUGAGACCUCUUCUUCCGACCCCUUCAGUGCUGCCACCAGCCCAUCCAGGGCAUCAAGGCGUUCUCGAAGGAGCAGCAGAGGUGACCCUGUGACCUCCAGCCCAGGUCGUGACCUUCCCCCAUUUGAAGACGAGUCUGAGCUCUUGGGCGAGACACGGGAGGAGGAUGAGAUUCAGAAUGAAGAAGAAGAUGGAGAAGAAUUAUUUGGGGAUAAUUUGGAAAGGGAUUACCGUGCCAUCCCUGCCCUGGACAAGUAUGGGUCAGAAGGGAUGGACGAGGGAGAAUACAGUGACCUGUCUCAGGGGGACAGGAUGGCCGCAGAGAGGGAGAUGAGGAAGAGGGACAGAGAGCAAGGCCUGGCCAGUGGACGUAUGAGGAGAGGGCUGCUGUAUGAAGAAUCAGAUGAGGAAGAAGAGGAGCGUCCGUCCAGGCGGCGGCGUUUGGCAGAAAGAGCUGCUGAGGGUAUGGGGGAAGAUGAAGAGAUGAUAGAGAGUAUAGAAAACCUGGAGGACAUGAAGGGACAUAGUGUAAGGGAGUGGGUUUCCAUGCUUGCUCCCCGUACAGAAAUCAAGAACAGGUUUAAGAAUUUCCUCAGGACAUUUGUGGAUGAGAAGGGUCACAAUGUUUUUAGGGAGAAGAUAAGGCAAAUGGUUGAAGGCAACAAGGAAAGUCUGGUGGUUGACUACAACCAUUUGGCCAGUGAGGAACAGGUGCUUGCUUUCUUCCUGCCAGAAGCUCCCACAGAAAUGCUGAAGAUCUUUGAUGAGGCUGCCAAAGAGGUUGUGCUAACCAUGUACCCAAAUUAUGAAAAGAUAGUGAAGGAGAUUCAUGUGAGAAUUUCUGACCUGCCUCUAGUGGAGGAGCUCAGGACAUUGAGACAGCUUCACCUGAACCAGCUGAUCAGGACCAGCGGUGUCGUCACCAGCACCACCGGCGUCCUCCCACAACUGGCCAUGAUCAAGUACGACUGUAAUAAGUGUAACUUCAUCCUGGGCCCUUACUAUCAGUCUCAGAACCAGGAGGUGAAACCUGGCUCCUGCCCAGAAUGUCAGAGCAGUGGGCCAUUUGAGAUCAAUAUGGAACAGACAAUUUACAAAAACUACCAGCGAAUCACAAUACAGGAGAGCCCUGGCAAGGUGCCACCAGGUCGUCUGCCAAGGUCCAAAGAUGCAAUCCUCUUGGAUGAUUUGGUGGACACAUGUAAACCUGGAGAUGAAAUUGAACUUACUGGUAUAUACAACAACAAUUACGACGGCUCGUUGAACACAGCCAAUGGAUUCCCAGUAUUUGCCACAGUUAUCCAGGCAAACUUCAUCACAAAGAAAGAUGACAAGAUGGUGGUGGGAGCUCUCACAGACGAGGACAUCAAGGCCAUUGUGGCUCUGUCGAAAGACCAACGGAUAGGAGAAAGGAUAUUUGCCAGCAUAGCGCCAUCUAUCUACGGGCACGAGGAUAUCAAGAGAUCCAUUGCACUGUCCAUGUUUGGAGGAGAACCUAAGAAUCCUGGUGGCAAACACAAGGUCCGUGGUGACAUCAACGUGUUGUGCUGUGGAGAUCCGGGAACAGCCAAAUCACAGUUUCUGAAAUACGUGGAGAAGGCCGCCCCACGCUGCGUCUUCACUACUGGUCAGGGGGCAUCGGCCGUAGGUUUGACCGCCUAUGUCCAGCGCCACCCAGUGACCAGGGAGUGGACACUGGAGGCAGGUGCCCUGGUACUGGCGGACAAAGGGGUCUGUCUAAUUGAUGAGUUUGAUAAGAUGAAUGAUGCAGACAGGACCAGUAUACACGAGGCUAUGGAACAACAGAGUAUCUCCAUCUCAAAGGCGGGCAUUGUCACAUCCCUGCAGGCCAGGUGCGCAGUGAUUGCUGCCUCCAAUCCCAUUGGUGGACGCUAUGACCCCUCGCUGACGUUCUCAGAAAAUGUUGACCUGUCCGAGCCCAUCUUGUCCCGUUUUGACAUCUUGUGUGUAGUAAGAGACACAGUGGACCCUGUGCAGGACGAGAAAUUGGCCAAGUUUGUUGUUGGCAGCCAUGUCAAGCAUCACCCGAAUGUCACUGCAGGGGAAGGCGGAGAUGCCAUUGCUGAUAUGAACCAACUGGAUGAGUCUGGCUUGGAGAAGAUCCCCCAGGACCUUUUGAAGAAAUACAUCAUCUAUGCCAAGGAGAAGAGCCAUCCCAAGCUGAACCAGAUGGACCAGGAUAAGGUGUCCAAGAUGUAUUCUGAUCUCAGAAGGGAAUCCAUGGCCACGGGGAGUAUUCCAAUCACUGUCCGUCACAUAGAAUCCAUGAUCAGAAUGGCAGAAGCUCAUGCACGCAUGCACCUGCGAGAUUACGUGAAUGAGGACGAUGUCAACAUGGCCAUCAGGAUAAUGCUGGAGAGCUUUAUCAACACACAGAAGUUCAGCAUCAUGAGGAGUAUGAGAAAGACAUUUUCCCGGUAUCUGUCAUUCAAGCGUGACAACAACGAACUCCUUUUGUUCAUCUUGAAGCAGCUUGCCCAGGACCAGAUGGCUUUCCAGAGAAACAGAUAUGGGACCACUGACCAAGAUUACAUUGAGAUCUCAGAGAAAGAUUUAGCAGACAAAGCUCGACAGAUCAACAUUCACACUUUGUCUGCAUUCUACGACAGUGAUAUUUUCCGUCAUAACAGAUUCCAACAUGACACCAAAAGAAAACUCAUCAUCCAAAACCUGGUGUAAAAUACACAUACACUUGACGACAAAGGCAACUUUCAAAAGAACUACUUGACAUGUGUAUAUAAAAUGAUCAGAGAGCUGUCUUUGCCUGAGAUAUUUUCUUAUGAAACAAACAUGGAAAAUGGAUUUGUUUAUCUUCUGAUAAAAAUGCCUGUAUCAUGUGAAUACAAUUUAAAACUGACUAAAUAUCUUGUGUCACAAUUAUAGAUUACAUGUAUCGAGAAACAUGUAAAAGCAUGGCAAAGUACCUUGUAAUAUAUUUUGGAGCUGGCUUGUAUCAUAAUUUAAGGUUAGCCUUAAUGUUGUGUGUAAUAUUUGAAACUUGAAUUAGUUUGUAUCUUUAUUAGCUAGAAGACGUGUUUCACGGUAUUUUGGCAAAAAAGAGAAAAUUGAAAUGAGACAAAAUUUUCACCUGUAGUUAAUCUGCUUCUUACUGACAUUUUAAAAAUGAGCGAUUUCUGCCACAGGUUCUAUUAGGUAGGAGCCUUAUGCUUACUUCCUUCAGAAAUGAUUUCCCUUUUUGCCAUCAUUACUGGAGAGGCACUGAAAAACCACGUAAAGUUCCACGUUAUUCUUAGGACUACAGGUGCUUGAUGCACUGCAUUUGUGUGAGUUAAUGAAUGACAUUAUGUCUUGAGAACAUUCCACCCAAUGGUAAAUUUAAUUUUGAAUAAGUUUCUUUAUACAAAAAUGUUUUGUAUAUACAGUCCACACACCUUGUAUAAAUAUGACUUAGUAAAUUGUUUAUGUUAUCACAGAA